This is a messenger RNA of Chiloscyllium plagiosum (whitespotted bambooshark), 1746 nucleotides long. RefSeq names its product transmembrane protein 116 (gene tmem116). The record is from RefSeq and is a predicted model, not a curated record. Lineage: Eukaryota; Metazoa; Chordata; Chondrichthyes; Orectolobiformes; Hemiscylliidae. Gene Ontology annotation, biological process: adenylate cyclase-activating G protein-coupled receptor signaling pathway. Gene Ontology annotation, molecular function: G protein-coupled receptor activity. Gene Ontology annotation, cellular component: plasma membrane.
CUGCAUUAGCCAGACAGGAACUGCCGUCAGACAAUAGAAUAAGAACCAGUUGACAAACAAAAGGCAGAGAAAAGUGAUUUAUGUGAAAUAAUCCGGGAUUAGAGAGAAGAACCUACAAUGGAACAUUUAACGGCGGCGAUGGAGAGAAGUUAUUGGGGAUUCAGAAAUAAUACAGAGGAUCACUCGGCUGAAUUCUAUGUGGCACUGCGGUGGAUACAGUUUGUUAUGGUGGUUUUGAGUAUUGUCGGUUCAGGCUCCAUCAUUGGAUAUGCAGCAUUGCAGCAGUUGGUGAGGCAUGCAGAGAUUCGCCCGUUAUUCUACCUGAGUUUGUCUGACCUGAUGCUGGGUGUUUGUUGGCUGAUUGGUGUUUUACUCUACAGGGGGUCUCUCAAUGAUGGGAGCAUUACCUGCUACAACCUCCAAGUGAUAGGACAGGUGCUAUAUAUCUCAUCUUUUUGCUACACCUUGAACUAUACCUGGUGCCUGUACAGGGAUCUUAAGUCAAGAAUCCAUGCAGUGAUGAACAACACAUCUCGCCUGCCAACUGAAAGCAGUAGCAGACUGAGCAGGAUCGUAUUAAUCUUGUCCAGUUCGAUUCCUCUCCUCCUGAUGGUGCCUGUGUUUUGUGUUGGAAAUGGAUAUACCUGUUAUGCUAACCUCAGUAAUUUGUGCCUCCUCCUUCACACUGGAGUGCUGAAACCAAACAGUAGUUAUGUUAAUGCCCAUGAGAAUGCAUGUUAUAGUGUGUACCUGUACAGAACCAUCAUCCUCCUCAUUACCUUCUGUUUUACAUUACUUGGACUUGUGAUUCUUCUAAUUAAAACCCGGAUCCUCUAUAAGAAACUAGUAACUUUGACUGGAUUUCUCGGAGACCAGCAAUGGGCAAAGAUCAGCAUGAUUGAGAGGAGAAUCUUCCUCUAUCCCACAGCUUUUCUGUUCUGUUGGGGACCAGCAACCAUUCUGGCCAUGGUUAAGCUGUUGAACUCGAUGGACACGCCUCCUCUUUAUGCUGUACUCUACAUCUUACAGGCAUUCACUGCUGCAUCUCAGGGACUGCUGAACUGCAUUGUGUAUGGUUGGACACAGAGAACGCUCCGUUACAUGAGACAAAAGGCUCGUCGUGACAUUGAUACACAGACUCCACUCCUCCGUUCUCAAAAGCAAUCAUAUUCUAGCAUGCACAAUUCCAAAGUGAUGAAUGAGUAGAUCAUUACUCCUACUCUCUAAGGGACCUGUUGAGGGAUUAUAGCCAGAACUGCAAUCUUGUCAGUGUCAGAGGAAACAUAUUUGUUAACAUACAGCAUUCAUUCAGGAAGUCUGCAUCAACCUUAAUGCACUGGACAGCAGAACAAAGGAAAGGAAACAAUGGUAAAGGAUGUGUUGUUGCCCAAAUUGUGUAUUGUUGAAAUCUAGGCCAGAGGCAGAAUAUCUGACCCUACAUCUGCUCUGCAAGACUGUGUAAUACAGUAGGAUCUCUUUUCACCUUAGAUUCGAAAUUCAAUCCAGACAAGGGCUUGAGUGCACCAAUGGUUUAGUACCAAUUUUCCCCAUAGUUAGUGGUGAUACUCUCCUAAUUUCCAUUUCAGCAUUGAAAUGGGGAAACCCAGUGAUGUGAAACCUUGGGCAUAAAUCAAGAUUUUGAAACUCUGAUCCUGCACAUCAGAAUCAUCUGAAGUAGAUUAGAUUACUAGAUUACAUUAGAUUACAGUGUGGAAACAGGCCAUUCGGCCCAACAAGUCCACACCG